AUGGCUCAACAAGGCAGUACAGCGCUCCGAGAUGGCGCAGUCUACCUGAUGAUCAGCCUCCCGAGCGCAUCCUUCGGCAGUACCAACCGAGACGCUCUGCUCAACAAUGACUACGUUGACGAGCUCCUCAUCUGCGAUCUUUACGUCCACCACAGCGGCAACAGUGGAACAAGAUACUCUCUGCACGAGGAUAGGCCCGGCACGUGGAGGAUCGACGUCCUGCCGAGCCUCCAGAACGUCACGAACCUCACACACCUGCUCGGCCUCGUCGAGCUCGCCCGGUUGCCCGGCCCGCACCCUCAGAAUGUCGAGUCUCUCGACAAAGUCCUACGGUGGAAGAAGGUACCCACCUCGUACACAAAGUAUACUACAAGUCAUUGGGCGCUCAGAGAGUUCCUCAGCAUCUACUUCAGACACGACCAGUUCCAGAACAACUUCUCGACGGCAGUCCUCGAGCUGCCCGUCCCAACCUUGCAACGAGCUACUCGAGACUGGGCCAAGACGCUUGUCGACGAGGCUCUGAGGGAGCUGAAGCCCCGCCCUGUAGUGGAAUUAUGGGAGUUGACUCGUCGUCGACGAGGAUGA
Messenger RNA from Thyridium curvatum, 585 nucleotides. RefSeq lists its product as uncharacterized. The transcript has a single exon. The record is from RefSeq and is a predicted model, not a curated record. NCBI's taxonomy places the organism in Eukaryota, Fungi, Ascomycota, Sordariomycetes, Thyridiales, Thyridiaceae. The coding region runs from base 1 to 585 and encodes 194 amino acids.